Messenger RNA from Lucilia cuprina (Australian sheep blowfly), 539 nucleotides. RefSeq names its product methionine aminopeptidase 1B, chloroplastic-like. Gene Ontology annotation, biological process: proteolysis. NCBI's taxonomy places the organism in Eukaryota, Metazoa, Arthropoda, Insecta, Diptera, Calliphoridae. The annotation marks the transcript as partial. Gene Ontology annotation, molecular function: metalloaminopeptidase activity. The record is from RefSeq and is a predicted model, not a curated record. The transcript is spliced from 2 exons.
CACGUGUUGUUGAUUGAUGGUGACUGCUCAAAAACUUUUUUGGUUGGAGAUGUUGAUGAGCGAGGUCUAUACUUAGUGCAAAAAACUGAAGAGAGCCUUCUCAACUGUAUUAGUUUGUGCAAGCCUAAUGUAGAGUUCAACAAGAUUGGAAAUUACGUGCAGCAUUUUUGUAAAAAAUUUGGACUUAACAUAAUUUCUGCAUUUACUGGUCAUGGUAUUGGAAGCUAUUUUCACGGACCGCCGGAAAUACUACACUUUAAGAAUAAAAUGCCAGGAAAGAUGACCGCUGGUAUGACAUUCACUAUAGAACCUAUAUUAACAUUGGGUGGACCCGAAAUUGAAAUACAAGAAGAUGGCUGGACAGCAAUAAGUGUCGAUGGAGCAAGAAGUGCAUAAUUUGAGCACACUAUACUUAUCACAGAAACUAGUCAUGAAAUUUUAACCUUAUCGUAUUAAAUUUUUAAGUUAUAGUAAAAUUUAUUUUAUUCUUUAAUAGUUAUGUAUAAAAUUGUUGAUUUUACUAACUGCAAAUAGCCUGA